Microcebus murinus (gray mouse lemur) is the source of this 418-nucleotide messenger RNA. NCBI's taxonomy places the organism in Eukaryota, Metazoa, Chordata, Mammalia, Primates, Cheirogaleidae. The record is from RefSeq and is a predicted model, not a curated record.
AUGCUCCCUGAAGAAAAUUCUCGAGACAAUUCAGAGUCUUAUAACUUCUCUGAAACUUUAACAAGGAACCUUAGUAAAUUGUCUAUCAGCGCUGGCACCACUCACUAUGCAAAAACAGGCUGGCAAGACUGCGUGCGAUAUAUUAUAAUCAAGAAACUUCAGCGUGAAAGAGAGGAAGAAGAAGAAGACGACGACGACAACAACACUGGAUUUGAGGAAACUCAGGGUAAAUCAAGAAGUAAACCAUUCAGAUGCAGGUGUAAUUUCUGCGUGCUUUACAAAUGGGAUCCUUCAGAAAAUGCUAAAAUAGGGAUGUGAUGAUGGCAUCCUGCCCAUUUUACCAUGAACCUUAUUCUUAUGCUUUUCUUUUUUUUGAUGGUAAUUUUAUGAAGCAAGUUGAAAGCUUUGUUAGGAUAGA